AUUUCCCACUGCAGCCACAGUUCCCUAGCACAGCUUAGAGCAGGAAGUACAGGAAAGCCCCAUAAGCACCCCAAGAAGGAACCAGGGGAAAAUGCCAGCAAGUAGCUCUCCCCGGUGCCACAGGUAGUGAAGGAGACAAGCACCAGGAUGCCUUCAUCUCUCCAAGAGAAACUUCAAUGAAGACCUGCUUCCAUAUUAUCCUGCUCCCUGACUGGGGACCAUGAUGCAUUCCCUGCCCACAACAUUCUUUUCCAUCGUGUUGCUCCAGGUGCCCAUGUGGGGCUCAGAUUCCUUUGAAGUGAGUGGUCCCUCAGAGCCCAUUGUGGCUAUGCUAGGCACAGAAGCUCUGCUGCCCUGUUAUGUGACCACAACCGUGGAUAUGAAGAACAUGGAACUGCGAUGGUUCCGCACCCAAUACUCAGAGGUUGUGUAUGUGUAUCAGGAUGGGAUGGAGCAGGCGCAAGAACAGCUAGUGGAUUACAAAGGACGAGUAGAGCUGCUGCAGGAUCACAACCCAGAGGGGAGAGUGGCUGUGAGAAUCCGCAGGCUCCGGGUCUCAGACAAUGGGAUGUACAAGUGUUUCUUUAAACAGGAUGACAACUUUGGUAAAGCCACUUUGGAGCUCAAGGUCAUAAGUCUUGGUUCUGGUCCUCGCAUCGUCAUUGUGGGUCCAGAAGAUGAAGGCACAAGGCUGUCGUGCACUGGCAAGGGGUGGUUUCCUCAGCCUGAAGUACAAUGGAAGGAUAAAAGUGGAGAGAAGAUUGCAUCUGAGUUUGAGUAUAAGCUCCAGGAUGAUGACGGAUUGUUCCAGAUAGAGGCAUUCUUUAUCAUGAGAGACAGAACAAAGGGAAAAGUGUCCUGCUCCAUGAAGAACUCUUUCCUUCUGCAGGAGCAGGUGGCCACAGUUUCUGUCCCAGAGCCCUUCGUCCCUAGGACCUCCCCUUGGAUGGCAACAUUUGGUCUGACUUUCCUCAAUGCUGUGAUUUUACUGAGUGCUGCUGCUGUGCUUUUUGCUUGGUACACAAAGCAAGACAAGAAAAUGAGGGAGGCCAAGGAUGAAAAAGAGACAGAAAGUAUUAAUAAAGGUGCACGGUGAAGCAUAAGUGAUGGUGGUAUGUAUUUGUUGAUUUGUUAGAUUCAUCAAUAUAUGUUUGGCAUCUGCUGGCACAUAUGGUUAUAAACAAAGCAGCAUUAUGAAACCAUAUUCUGCUGCAUUUCUCCUUCCUUCGACUCUUCUGCAGUGACCAGUGGGGCGUAUCCCACACCUGGGGAAUGGAGACCUGGGAACCUAAGCCUGGCAUGUCUGGCCUGUUCAGUGGUUAGGC
Messenger RNA from Ochotona princeps (American pika), 1325 nucleotides. RefSeq names its product butyrophilin subfamily 1 member A1-like. Gene Ontology annotation, biological process: regulation of cytokine production; T cell receptor signaling pathway. The transcript is spliced from 5 exons. The coding region runs from base 221 to 1096 and encodes 291 amino acids. NCBI's taxonomy places the organism in Eukaryota, Metazoa, Chordata, Mammalia, Lagomorpha, Ochotonidae. The record is from RefSeq and is a predicted model, not a curated record. Gene Ontology annotation, molecular function: signaling receptor binding. Gene Ontology annotation, cellular component: external side of plasma membrane.